Molecule: messenger RNA, 926 nt
Organism: Etheostoma cragini (Arkansas darter)
Lineage: Eukaryota; Metazoa; Chordata; Actinopteri; Perciformes; Percidae
Gene: lim2.1
Product: lens intrinsic membrane protein 2.1
Exons: 5
Coding region: 245-766 (173 amino acids)
Cellular component (GO): plasma membrane
Molecular function (GO): structural constituent of eye lens
Source: RefSeq, a predicted model, not a curated record
UUUUUUCAGCAGAUUCCAAAACCACAAAACUGGUGGUUGCUGAUUGGCCAGUGUUGGGCCUGGCCUAUUGUCUCGGCGCUGUGUCUGUUGGAGCCCCUAUUUCUCCCUAUUCAUCGCGUCAAGCGCCGGUGCUAUUAGCCUGCUGGAGACCUGCCUGUCUUAGCAUUGGAGGAUCUUGUUGUGUUUUGUCAGGUAACCCUGUCUCCAUAAACAUCUUCAUAAAAGGGGUUGAUUGAGGUGCAGGAUGUACAGCUUUAUGGGUGGAGGUUUGUUCUGUGCAGGCGUGGGGAACAUCCUCCUGAUUGUUUCCACAGCAACCGAUUACUGGAUGCAGUAUCGGCAGUCCAGCAACUACAUGCACCAGGGCCUGUGGCGCUACUGUAAGCCGGGGAAAUGCUUCCCACACAACGACAGCAUCGCCCACUUAGAUGCCACCCGUGCCCUUAUGAUCCUCUCUCUUUUGGCCUGUUUCAUUGGCAUCAUCAUUGGCAUUAUGGCCUUCAUCCAUUACUCCUCCUUCGACAGGUUUGACAAAACCUUUGCUGCAGGCAUAUUGUUUUUCAUCUCAUGCUUUUUAGUGUUUCUAGCAAUGGCAGUGUAUACUGGUGUGACUAUUAACUACUAUGGAAAACGCUAUGGAAACUGGAGGUUCUCCUGGUCCUAUAUCAUUGGCUGGGUGUCGGUGGUGCUCACCUUUUUUUCAGGUAUAUUCUAUUUGUGUGCCUAUCGGAUGCAUGAAUGCCCCAGGAGCACUAACUCUCACUAGAAGACCUACACCAUCACCCAGAUAUUUAGCCAUGGAUUACGAUCGCGAGAGCUGCAUCCAGACUGUGUGUCCAUUCUCCCCACCAACAAUGGUUCAGAGCGUACCUGUGGAAAAUGAACGAUCAAAAUUGAAAUGGGUUCAAUAAAAAGAUUUGGCAGAA